ACCAAAUAAACCAUAGCAUUGAGACCGAAAAUAAUAACCUCGACCUUUUGACUGAUAAUGGCGAAUUAGAUAAGCAAAUCCAAGCAUUACAAGAUAAUUUAUUACCGAGUGAUAAGCAAAAGACUGUUUUGACAAUUAGACGACAAAAUCGUCACAAUCGACUAUUAGAAAAGAAAAAGAAGGAAAAGGAGGGAAUUAGUUCGUUGCUCGAUAAAGUUAAAAAGUUUGCAUCUCAUCUCGAAGAACUACCGCAAGAAGAAAUUAAUGACAUGCUUGAAUUAUUUACAGAAAAAAUCGGGGAAGUUUCUGAUUCUUCUGCCAAGAAAAAAAGAGAAAAUAAAGUUAGCAGAGAAGAAAUUGUUGUAGCAAUUGCUGACUUAAUAACAGGAGUAAAAAAAGUUGAAGUAGCCAUAAACAUUUUUAAAAGGGCUGCCGAUGAAUAUUUAAAAGCGGAAAACGAGCCAAAAGAAAAAUAUCAAGAUACAUACUUGGAAGCAGAAAAAUCCAAAACUAGUCAAGCAGUUUCUCAAUGCAUGAAGAGGUUAAUCAGUCGAGUUCAUCAAUCGACUGAAUUACAACCACAACCAUCAAACAAGGAAAAAUAUUUCCCGAUUUUAAUAAUAGGAACCAUUUUAGGAUUAAUUGUUAUAAGUGCCUUGGGUUAUUCAAUUUUUAAAAGAAAGACGAAACAAAAAACUAAGAAGUAA
This is a messenger RNA of Funneliformis geosporum, 707 nucleotides long. The record is from the annotation of a GenBank genome assembly. NCBI's taxonomy places the organism in Eukaryota, Fungi, Glomeromycota, Glomeromycetes, Glomerales, Glomeraceae.